This is a messenger RNA of Hyaena hyaena (striped hyena), 1943 nucleotides long. RefSeq names its product chromosome unknown C12orf66 homolog (gene KICS2). Lineage: Eukaryota; Metazoa; Chordata; Mammalia; Carnivora; Hyaenidae. The transcript is spliced from 3 exons. Gene Ontology annotation, cellular component: KICSTOR complex. The coding region runs from base 170 to 1507 and encodes 445 amino acids. The record is from RefSeq and is a predicted model, not a curated record. Gene Ontology annotation, biological process: negative regulation of TORC1 signaling; cellular response to glucose starvation; protein localization to lysosome.
CCCUUACCGGUGUCCUCUCUAAGGCCCAGGCGCGGUCCAGGCAGCAGCGCGCUCACGAGCUCGCCGCUUGCGGCGGUCACGCGCACGCACGCUUGUGCGCACGAUCCCUGAGAACCCGGAAGUGCGAGGGAGCGGAGAGCCACGUGGGUGGAGCUGGAUCGCAGCUCGCAUGGGGGAGUCUAUCCCGCUGGCCGCCCCGGUCCCGGUGGAACAGGCGGUGCUGGAGACGUUCUUCUCUCACCUGGGUAUCUUCUCUUACGACAAGGCCAAGGACAAUGUGGACAAGGAACGAGAGGCCAACAAGAGCGCGGGGGGCAGCUGGCUGUCGCUGCUGGCGGCCUUGGCCCACCUGGCCGCGGCCGAGAAGGUCUAUCACAGCCUCACCUACCUGGGGCAAAAACUAGGGGGCCAGUCCUUCUUCAGCAGGAAGGAUUCCAUCCGCACCAUCUACACUUCCCUGCACAACGAGCUGAAGAAGGUGGUGACUGGCCGAGGGGCGCUCGGCGGGACCGCCCCUCAUGUGGAAGAACUACUUUCCCACCUGUCAGAGCAGCUCUGCUUCUUCGUUCAGGCCCGGAUGGAGAUCGCAGACUUCUAUGAGAAGAUGUACACCCUCAGCCCACAGAAGUUCAUCAAUGCUGAAGAGCUCGUUGGCCUCUUGGACACCAUCCUCAAGAAGUACAGCUCCAGGUUUCACCACCCCAUCCUCAGUCCUUUGGAAAGCAGUUUCCAGCUGGAAGUUGACGUCCUGAGCCAUCUGCUGAAGGCCCAGGCUCAGGUGUCCGAGUGGAAGUUCCUCCCAUCUCUGGUGAACUUACACAGCGCUCACACCAAGCUGCAGACUUGGGGCCAGAUCUUUGAAAAGCAGCGAGAGACCAAGAAACAUCUGUUUGGAGGGCAGUCACAGAAGGCCGUGCAGCCCCCACACCUUUUCCUUUGGCUGAUGAAACUCAAAAACAUGCUUCUUGCCAAGUUUAGCUUUUACUUUCACGAGGCGCUGAGCCGACAAACUACUCCUUCAGAAAUGAAAACGUUGACUGCAAAAGCCAACCCGGACUUCUUCGGAAAGAUUUCUAGCUUCAUCAGGAAGUACGACGCUGCCAAUGUGUCCUUAAUCUUUGACAACCGAGGUUCUGAGAGCUUUCAGGGUCACGGCUAUCACCACCCCCAUUCCUACAGAGAGGCCCCAAAGGGUGUGGACCAGUAUCCAGCUGUGGUGUCUCUGCCCAGCGACAGGCCGGUCAUGCACUGGCCCAAUGUCAUCAUGAUCAUGACAGACCGCACGUCCGACCUGAACAGCUUGGAGAAAGUGGUCCACUUUUAUGAUGACAAAGUCCAGAGCACCUACUUCCUAACCCGCCCAGAACCUCACUUUACCAUCGUUGUCAUUUUUGAGUCAAAGAAAUCUGAAAGGGACUCCCACUUUAUUUCCUUCCUCAAUGAGCUCUCACUUGCCCUUAAGAACCCCAAAGUUUUUGCAAGUCUGAAACCUGGCUCCAAAGGCUAGCAGGUGAUUUGUGUGACAGGUUUUCAAGAUUGGAAAUUGUGUUCUUAAUUGCUCUAAUGAUCUACUGUGGUCUGUGAUUAGAGUUUCCAUCCAUCCAUGCUUCUCCCAGAGCUAAAUUAGAGACAAAUCCUCCCUAAUUGUGUCGCACACUUUAUAAGCAAUUAAGGCCAAUUUGAAUUAAGUAUCCACAGAGUAAUCUAGGAAGUGAUUGUGGCUAUCGUGUAUAACUGUGGGACAGCAACGUACUUUCGGUAUUUUCUCCUGUUUUCCUGUAUUUCAUGUAGACUGAAUAUUUAUUGGCUUUUGAUUUUUCUUUCCACAUGUUUUAUAUUGUCCUAAACUUUCUGUUUUAAUGCAAUUCCAAAUACUUUCUGCUUGCCCUUCCUUCUGGGAUGAGUAAUUGGGAUAAGAUAUUAAAUGGCCUUUUCAGAAUCAA